AUGUCUUCUGCAGGGAAAUCAGGAAAGGAAUAUACUGUUCCAGUAUUGGCACGUUCGACGCGUCAAAAGAAGAUCACUGUCUCUGAUUCCCUGCAAGAUUAUGAAGGUGACAUACCGGAGAUCCUGAGGUCGAGGAUUCCCAUGGAUAUCUCCCAGAGUGGUCUUGACCCGACUUUACCCCCUAUUCACAACCUGAAGGAUAUCUUUGAUGAUAUCACUAGACGUGCCAUACAGCUUGGAUUGGUAGACUUCCUGACCUAUAUGGGUUCGAGGAAGCUGAGGGUCGUGACUAUGUGUUCCGGCACUGAAAGCCCUCUACUUGCCUUGGAGAUGGUCGGGAAGAGUCUGAAAAACAUUUUCGGUAUCGACUUCAAAUUCGACCACCUAUUCAGUGCGGAAAUAGUUGUUCUGAAACAAGCAUACAUCGAGACGAACUUCCAUCCGCCCCUGAUUUUUAGAGACGUUACCCAGAUGCAAGGAUCAGAAGCUGUCACGGCAUACGGAGCCUUACAACCGAUCCCCAAGAACCCCGAUAUCCUCAUAGCGGGCGCUUCAUGUGUCGACUUCUCAAACCUGAAUAAUCAGAAGAAGUCCCUAGAAGAUAAGGGGGAGUCAGGCUCUACCUUCUAUGGAAUCCUGAACUAUGCCAAAGUCUACCGGCCACCCUUGGUCAUUCUCGAAAAUGUGAAAGGUGCCCCAUGGGCGCAGGCCGCCGAAGACUGGCAGAAGAUCGGUUAUGCUGCCGCCUUCACGAUAGUUGACACUAAAGAUUAUUAUAUCCCACAGACUCGCGAACGAGGAUACAUGAUUUGUAUUGACCGACAGCGCGAGGGAUGUGACCAGAUCGCAAAUGAUGCUAUUGCCGAGUGGGCGCAAAUAUUUGCGCAGUUCGAACGUCGCGCAAGCUCUCCUGCAUCUGCGUUUAUUCUUGACGACGAUGAUCCCAGACUUGAACGUAUUCAGAAGGACAUGGCUGAGAAAAGCGCCAGCAGCAGAUCUCGCACUGCCAACUGGUCCAAGUACCAAGCUCGUCAUCAGAGCUACCGUUUGAACAACAAACUUGGAUACAAGCGGCCUCUGUCCAAGUUCCAGGACCACGGUUCUUGUAACAUGCCUGACUUUGUCUGGCAGGACUGGUCACGAGUACAACCCGAGCGUAUCUGGGACACUCUGGACAUGAAUUUCUUGCGCACGCUUCGUACCAAUAGGUACGAUAUUAACUACAAAGAACGUUUCCUCGAACUGUCCCAAGGCAUAGACCGUGAAAUCGAUACUCGCCAGUUCGGGAUCGUGGGAUGUAUCACUCCCAGCGGCAUUCCAUACAUCACAACGAGAGGCGGUCCACUCUGCGGACUGGAAUCACUCUCUUUGCAAGGUUUACCUCUUGACCGACUGAUUCUGACCAGGGAGUCCCAAAGAGACUUGCAAGAUUUGGCAGGGAACGCGAUGACUUCAACUGUAGUUGGGACAGCUAUCUUAUCAGCCUUGAUUUGCGGAUACAAGGUUCUCGAGAACGGUAGCUUCGCAGAUCCAGAAGAUGACAACGAAGAUAGCAUGACGAUCUUCCCAAACGAUAGUUAUGAGAUGAUCGAACGAUCUCUACGACUUACCGAAAGUACCGAGAUUGAAAUAACUGAAAUACUCGACGAGGCGAAAAGGAGCUCGCAGCUGUGUCGUUGCGAAGGUCAAGCCACUAUCAAACGCAAGGGUAUUCUUCAAUGUUCACUCUGCGGACACACUGCCUGUACAGUCUGUUCAGGAAACCCAGCCCAUGAUUACCAUGCUCUCCCGAAUUGGACUUUGGAAAACCGAAAAGACCCUGUGGAGUUUUUGACAAAACUUAAGCAAAUAAUCCCAAUGCGUUUGAUACUCUCUGGAAUCUCAGAUCACGACUACCACGACCUCAAGAGGGACUUGGAUUGCCCGCACAACAUAUGGGAUGGAUUUUUGGAAUCCGUGUGUCGCGCAUUUGGAGACGAGCUCCGUUUCUUGUCUAUCAAACGGGCUAGAAACUGGACCGUGCUAUAUGAUGGCCCCUCUUCCAGACUGUGCUUAGAGAUUCAUGAUGACAAGGUUGAGUGGCUUCUGUACGUAAAACCCUCAGUGGACGAGCCAGCCACGUCGAUAAACCGCGAGAUUUUUGGAAAGCCCAUUGCCAGAAUGAGCGCAAAGUCUGGUUCACUUCUUGAAGGACAGUGGGAGAUAUGUGCUCCUGUCAGCUCUAAGACCACUUUGGAAAUCUGCGGCACUGGAUCUCAGAUUGCUGCAUACGAGUCGAAAGUUGGACUCCAAGAUGGUCACUUUUUUGACGCAAAGGUCUGGAAUAACCUUCUUGUCUCUGGAUCGGAUGAGGCUAUCAAAGACUUGGAAAUAGAUGUCCGUGGCACAUAUGAGCUGCUUCCUGAUUGCGGUACAGCUUGUGCUUCUUUGCAUAGGAGAUUGGCUUCGCAGAACAGUCCUCCUGUUUAUCUCUUUCUGGAUCCGACAAAACGUGCCGACCCCCAAUUGGACCCGUUCGUCUUUUCGUUCUCGCAUGAGCGUCUCAUUGGAAAUGCCCGCCGUUCUAUCUUGGGGGAGCUCAGUCAUAAAUGGCGAUCAGCAGACGUUAACGAGGAGAAAUCUGAGGUGGAUCUCUUCUACAGAAAGUGGACCAAGUGCGACACAAUGAGACUUGAUACGUUCAAUGACUCGGAAAUAACGUACCGCACUCUCUCUACCAUGAAUACUCUGACUAUUGGUGAUGUUGAGUGCCACAAUUCUAACGUCGUUCUCAUGGAGUUCGCAGUUCCCGUGUCGGAAAUACCGUCGUCUUGGAAGCCCGGGUCGUGGCAAUCUACUAAUCUGAUGGAGUCGGCAGGAUUCCUUAGUGACUUCGCGUGGUUGAUACAGAAAUCAUCAGACAUAUCUGAUUUUGAAGAUUGGAACCUAGUUUCUGCAUACAUUUCUGAUCCGGGAGAAACGAUAUGCUCCGUGUGCGCCCCCAAAAAGCCACGAACAAUAUGGGGUCUUGGUCGUCGCGAAACUAUCGUGCCUUAUGAGGACCCUUUCGAAGCUGCCACAUAUGAAAGAAACAUCAAGUCACGCCCAUCGGCUUUUGUGGCUUUCAGCAUGGUGGACGAAGAGAACAUUGUGCAUCUCAAACUCGCCGUGAACAUAAGUACCCUGUUGCACCAAGCCUACGAUAACCUCGUGGGUCCCAGAAUCUGCCAGGAGGUUGGGCUUAGCUGGCGUCUCGUUCCAAACGCUCCGGAUAUCAAAGAGAUUGGAUCCAGAGGAUUCCUUCUGAUGAGCAAUAAAGAUACAACAUCCUGCUCUCAGCCACCAAACUUCCGGAAUAUGAAACUCCGUCCCGAACAGUUGCGUUCCCUGCAGUGGAUGAUCUCUCAAGAGGACGACAACGCUCAGCCAUUCCAGGAAGAGGAAGUUGAGGAAGCUCUUCUCCCUUCUAUGAUGUGGCGCGCUGAGGGCAAAGCAACGGUCGAGAAGGUAGUUCGCGGGGGAAUCCUGGCUGAUGAAGUUGGGUACGGGAAAACUGCAGUGACCCUCGGACUGAUCGACACACAAUCCCAGAUAGAUAAGCGACGAUUGAUCAAGGAUGCAGGACUUGCGGAUGGAUCAAUCCCACUCAAAGCAACUUUGAUAAUUGUGCCGCAGAUAAUGGUGAAGCAAUGGCAGGCUGAAAUUCGCAAGUUUCUGGGAAAUACAUACAAACUUCUCGUCAUAUCCACGGCAGCAUCCCUGAAAAGCAAGUCCAUCGCGAACUUUCAAGAGGCAGAUAUCAUUCUUCUGUCAUGGAGUGUGUUCAAUGGUGCUGCUUAUUAUAACCGCGUCGAACAAUUUGCUGCGGCUCCAUCUGUCCCUUUGAGGGAUGGACGCAUCUUCGAUCAGUGGUUCAAUGAGACCCUUGAAAGUAUUGCGAACAACGUUAACAUCUUGCGAGAGGAAGGCCCUCGGAAACUACUCCAUACCAUUUCGGAGAAACGUAAAGAUCUCAAGGAAGCAAAUGCCUACUACACUUACGUGCCGUCAAAGCGGCUCAAGGGAAAGCAGUUUGCCAAGGCUCAAGAAGAGAAACAGCAAGUGGAGAUGAACUCGGGUCAGGAUCCAGAAGCUGACGGCCCUGCAUCUGGGAACAAACGAAAGAUGAGUGCUGUUCAGAAGGGCAAACUGCCGCAGAAAAAGGAAGAAGAAAAGCUUUGGGACGACGCCAGCGACUUCGGUAUCAAAACCUCUAACCAGGACUGGACGACACUCAGGAAUGUGCUCGUUCAUAUGUUCGAGUUCAAUCGCAUUGUGAUAGACGAAUUCACAUAUGUGAACGAGAGAAGGAUCGCAACGCUUCUGACUUUGAAAGCUCGUUCCAAAUGGGUUCUGUCAGGGACUCCACCAUUAAACGGGUUCUCCGAUGUGAAAUCGAUUGCACAAUUCCUGGGGCUUGGUCUUGGAAUUGAUGAGGAAGAUCCCUCUAAUUCGCAGCAUGCGCGCCUCGCAGCUGCGAGAUCCGAGCGAUCUGAUGCCGAGCAAUUCCUUUCCUUCAAAACCCCCCAUAGCCAGGCCUGGCAUGACCGCAGACACGAAGUUGCGCAAAGGUUUCUCGACUGCUUCAUGCGUCAGAACAUCGCUGAGAUAGACGAAAUCCCGUGGACGGAGCACUUUUGUGUCGUUAAACUGUCUGCCGCAGAAACCGUCAUCUAUCUUGAACUCUAUAUGCAACUAAUGAGCCAAGAUCUGCAGUUGAGGAGAAAUGGCGGCGGUAGAUUCAAUAACGACCAGGUUGCAAGGAUCAAUGAGCUCAUAGGCUCAAGCAAGUCCGCUCAAGAAGCAUUGUUGAAACGCUGCUGCCCAUUCCUUCUGGAUACUGGCUCAGGCGGAUUGCUGCAGACUCCUGUGACUUGUGACCAUCUCAUCGUCACUAGAACAGAGCAGCUCAACGAGCUAAUCAAUGAUGUGAGAUCGAAGCUCAAAUUGGCCAUAUGGCUCUUUCAAGAGUUAGGCGAGCCUCAUAGGCAUCUGGAUGACUUUGUUAACAAUGUCUCUGGACAUAACUUUGGGGACACAGAUGUCACCUCGCAGCUGCAGCCUCUAAUAGAUGCAGCAAUGAGGCAAUGUAAAGCAGAAGACUGGAACAAUUUCUUCAUCAGUGAUGAAGAACUUGCGCAAAUGAAAAGCGCCGGCAAGCCUGCCACGGAGAAUGCUGAAUGCGGCCAACCAGAGGAGGAAGACGACAUUGCGGAAGGUGCUGAUGGUUCUGGAUCUGCCGUCCAAGUAACACAAGAUCCUGAUACGAAAUCCCAACGCUCUACCAAGAGGGUAAAACUUGAGGUAGACGCUGCUCCCGCCACAACAACACAACCUCUGCGAAAAGACCAGUCAUGGCCGAAAAAACCAGGGCACGAUGACCUCGCCCCUGCGUUACGUGAGGUCGCGAUGACUCUUCGAAGCCUCACGCGGGAAUGGGUUUUUCGACAGAGAGCACUGAGGUUCCUGGCUUCUCUACGGAUGCUGCAAAGUGAUCGCCAGCUCCUUUCUUGCUCUGUUUGUGGCCGUGAGACAGCGGACCGCACCCAAGUCCAUGUUCUCGGCCAUUGCGGUCAUAUCGUGUGUGACGACUGUGUAAAAGCAGUCGUCAUGAAAGAGGAAUGCGCCGUCAAUGGCUGCAGAGGAGCCGCACCGGAGUACCGGGUGAUUAGAGCGCCCAUGCUGGUUGAAGGCAACGACGCCUCAGUAGGACCAUCGUAUGGUGGAUCCAAGCUCGAUGCCCUCGUUCAACUACUCCAGGAUCCCUCCCGGGUACCACACGAUGAUCAAGUCAUCGUGUUUGCGCAAUUUCCCGGAGUCCAGGAAGCCGCAGCCCAGGCACUGCAGCGCGCCUCGAUCUCCUGUCUGGUAAUAGGACAUGCUGAUCGAAGCGCCGCGCAAAAGGUCCUGGAUUUCCAGGCGAACAAGGCCAAGGUCCUCGUCUUGAACAUAGGAGGAGAGAACGCGGCCGGGUUGAACAUCCAAUGCGCGAACCAUGUGGUCUUCCUUUCCCCGCUGCUUGCAAGCAGCCAAUACGACUAUGAGGCGACAAUGACGCAGGCCAUUGGUCGCUCCCGCCGGUAUGGACAGAAAAAGCAUGUCCAUAUCUACCAUUUCCUGGCCGGGGCGACCAUCGAUGUCAAUAUCCUGCAACAGAGACGCGGAAGAGUCGUUGUGAAGCGGGGGGAGGAGUUCGUCCUGGUGCCGGAGGAAGAGAUCCAGGGGUCGGACGUCCGUGGUUGGGAAGGGCUUUCUCUUGGAGAAGGCGUUGUUUAGGCUGAGGGAGGGAGAUAAAUUGCAAAUUGUUUCUUUUUUGAUGUGAAUAAUACCAGAAUUAUAUUGAAAUUUCUAAUCCCGAACUGAUAAUAUCAC
This is a messenger RNA of Paecilomyces variotii, 6390 nucleotides long. RefSeq names its product putative C-5 cytosine-specific DNA methylase. NCBI's taxonomy places the organism in Eukaryota, Fungi, Ascomycota, Eurotiomycetes, Eurotiales, Thermoascaceae. The record is from RefSeq and is a predicted model, not a curated record. Bases 1 to 6294 code for a protein of 2097 amino acids. The transcript is spliced from 7 exons. Gene Ontology annotation, molecular function: ATP-dependent chromatin remodeler activity; methyltransferase activity; ATP binding.